AUGCAUGCCUCGUGCGAACCAGGCACAUGGACAUGGACAAAGGAUCAGCAUCAAACUGCUGAGCUGCUGCACAGUCCGCGGCUGGAGGCGCCAGCCGCAAACAGCUCCUCCUCCCCCAGUGCUGACUUGCUGUUUAACAAGGCACGUCGCCGCCGAAGAGACCUCCUACCAGAGCGCAGCCUGCCGACUCAUUGUGCCCCGCUGGUCGUGGAGUACCGACGCUCCUACCGCGUGCUGAUUGUCACCGCCUUGCUGGUGAGCCUAGCGGCCAGCUUUGUGACCAUCAGCGCUGGCUUCCAGCUGGACGGCUCGCAGAGCUCGUUCUACACCUUCAGGAAGUGGUACACCGGCCUGAACGGCACCCUCGAGUUGGAGUUCAAGACGGAGCAGCCCAAUGGCCUGGUCCUCUACACCGAUGAUGGCGGCACCUAUGACUUCUUCGAGCUGAAACUUGUCGAGGGAGCGCUCCGCCUGCGCUACAACCUUGGCGGCGGUGCCCAGAUCAUCACCGUGGGCCGCGAGCUCCACGACGGGCACUGGCACAAGGUCCAGGUGCUGCGCAACGAUGACCAGACCUCGCUGAUUGUCGACGGCGUGUCGCAGCAGCGCUCCACCAAGGGCAAGGAGUUCCAGUUCGGAAAGUUUGCCAGCAACUCCGACGUCUAUGUGGGUGGCAUGCCCAACUGGUACAGCAGCAAGCUGGCGCUGCUGGCACUGCCCAGCGUAAUAUUCGAGCCGCGUUUCCGCGGCGCCAUCCGCAACCUGGUCUAUGCCGAUCAGCCUGGAGGCUCCACCAGGCGCCAAGAGAUCAAGCAGCCGCGUGACAUCAAGUGCGGCGAUGUGCCCUGUGAUCAUGGCGAGCUGCCUGCACGGGAGAGGCCUCUCAGGGGUGUUCGCGGCAACACAACGGAUGCCUGCGAACGGAACGAUCCCUGCCAGCAUGGCGGCAUCUGCAUAUCCACUGAUUCCGGUCCAAUUUGCGAGUGCCGAAACCUCGAGUACGAUGGCCAGUAUUGUGAGAAGGAGAAGGCGCCAUCGGAAGCAACGUUCCGCGGUACACAGUUCCUCUCGUACGACUUGGGCCAGACGGGCGCCGAGCCCAUUGUGAGUGCCCAGGAUGCCAUAUCCUUUUACUUUCGCACACGCCAGCCGAACGGCCUGCUCUUCUACACGGGACACGGCACCGACUAUCUGAAUUUGGCACUGCGCGAUGGCGGCGUCUCCCUGACCAUGGGCCUGGCCAAUGGCAAGCAGGAGAUGCACAUUAAGCCGUCGAAGGUGCGCUUCGAUGACCACCAGUGGCACAAGGUUACCGUUCAUCGUCGCAUACAGGAGAUCUCGUCCAUAACCAGCUUCUGUCGGCUGGUUACUGUCGUGGACGAUGUCUACACGGAUCACUCCCACAUCGCUGGCAAGUUUACGAUGCUGUCCUCCUCGCGCGUCUAUGUGGGGGGAGCCGUCAAUCCGAGAGCCCUGCUGGGCGCCCGUGUGCACAACAACUUUGUGGGCUGCCUGCGCAAGGUGGAGUUCUCGGCGGACACGCUCAAUCUCAACCUGAUUGAUCUGGCCAAGAGCGGCUCCAAGCUGAUCCAGGUGGCUGGCAAUCUGGAGUAUCAGUGUCCCAGUGGCGAUCCCCAGGAUCCUGUGACCUUUACGACCCGUGAAUCGCAUUUGGUGCUGCCGCCUUGGGAGACUGGCAAGCAGAGCUCCAUCAGCUUCAAGUUCCGCACCAAGGAGCCCAAUGGCAUCAUUGUCCUGGCCACCGGCUCCAAGCAGCCGCGCGCCAAGAACCCCGUGCUGAUUGCCAUUGAGCUGCUCAACGGACACAUCUACAUCCACCUGGACCUCGGCUCGGGCGCCUCCAAGAUCAGAGCCUCGCGUCGCCGCGUGGACGAUGGGGACUGGCACGACCUGAUUCUACGCCGGAACGGACGCGAUGCCAAGGUGAGCGUGGACGGGGUCUGGAACGAUUUCCGCACGCCCGGGGACGGAACCAUUCUCGAGCUGGACGGGCACAUGUAUCUGGGUGGUGUGGGGCCGGCGUACAAUAGUGUGGCCUGGCCGGCGGCCAUCUGGACGGCCACCCUGCGCCAAGGAUUCGUGGGCUGCUUGCGUGACCUGGUGCUGAGUGGCAAGGCAAUCGAUAUAGCCGCCUUUGCACGCGUUCAGGAUUCGGCCUCCGUCAAGCCGUCGUGCCAUGUGCAGGGGAAUGUGUGCACGGCCAAUCCCUGUCUGAACGGUGGCACCUGUCUUGAGGGCUGGAACCGCCCCAUCUGCGACUGCUCGUCGACACUCUACGGGGGACCCACAUGCGGCCGGGAGCUGGCCACCGUGGCCUUCAACGGCAGCCAGCACAUGACCGUCUGGCUGGGCAAUGGACAGGGAACCAAGACGCAGACCGAGGAGCUAGUCAUACGCUUUAAGACGUCUCGUCCGGCGGGUCUGCUGCUGCUAACCAGCGCGGAGUCCAACUCGCCGGACCGCCUGGAGAUCGCUCUUGUGGCGGGUAGAAUUCGUGCCAGCGUGCGGCUCAGUGAUAGGGAGAAGAAUCUCCUGGCUGGCCAGUCUGUGCUCAAUGACAAUAAUUGGCACACCAUCCGGUUCUCGCGCCGGGCAUCGAAUCUGCGGCUACAAGUCGACGGGGCUCCCCCCGUCAGGGCCGAAACGAUCCUGGGACGACACAGCACCAUGGAGAUACGUUCCAUUCAUCUGGGCGGUCUCUUCCAUGCCGAGGAGGAGAUCCAAAUGACCUCGACCAUGCCGAAUUUCGUGGGUCAAAUGCAGGGCUUUGUGUUUAACGGACAGCGUUAUUUGGACAUUGUGAAGAGCCUGGGACCGGAGUUGUCGGCUCUGCCGAGCGCCACCUUCAAGCUGACAGCCCGCUUUGUGAACUCGCCAGCCGGACAGCCCUACCACGCGGCCACCUUCCGCUCCAAGCACUCCUACGUGGGACUGGCCAUGCUCAAGGCCUACAACAGCAUCUCCAUUGACUUCCGCUUCAAGACGGUGGAGCCGAACGGACUGCUCGUCUUCAACGGGGGCCGCCGCAGCGACUUCGUGGCCGUGGAGCUGGUGAAUGGCCACAUCCACUACACUUUCGAUCUGGGCGAUGGCCCGGUGACCAUGAGGGACAAGUCGCGCAUCCACAUGAACGACAACCGCUGGCAUCAGGUCAGCAUUCGACGGCCUGGACCCAAGACCCACACGCUGACCGUGGAUGACUCCUUUGAGAUCAUCACCCUGACCGGCAAUAAUAUGCAUCUGGAGCUGGCCGGCAUCCUCUACAUUGGUGGCGUCUUCAAGGACAUGUACUCGAAGCUGCCCGCCUCCAUUUCAUCGCGUUCCGGCUUCGAGGGCUGCCUGUCCUCGCUGGAUCUGGGCGAUGCCUCGCCCUCGCUCACCAGCGAUGCGGUGGUGCCGAGCUCUUUGGUGGUCAGCGGCUGCGAGGGACCCACCAAGUGCAGCCAGAACGCCUGCGCCAAUCGGGGCGUGUGCGUGCAGCAGUGGAAUGCCUAUGCCUGCGAGUGCGACAUGACCUCCUACACAGGACCCACUUGCUACGAUGAAUCCAUUGCAUAUGAGUUUGGCAACAACAAGGGAAUGGUACAGUAUACCUAUCCCGAGAACGCCCAGGCAGACACCGAGGAGGACAACGUGGCGAUGGGAUUUAUAACCACCAAGCCGGAUGCAGUGCUGCUGCGCAUCGAGAGUGCCACCACACAGGACUACAUGGAGCUGGAGAUAGUCGAGGGCAACAUCUUCAUGGUGUACAACAUUGGCAGCGUGGAUCUGCCGCUGGGCGAGAUUGGCACCAAGGUCAACGACAACUCCUAUCACGUGGUGCGGUUCCAGCGCAAGGGAGGCAACGCCACUCUCCAGCUCGAUGACUACAAUGUGCAGGCACUGACUCCGCAGAGCCACCAUUCGACCGUUUUCAAUACCAUGUCCAAUGUCCAAGUCGGCGGCAAGUUCAGUCGCAACGGCCGCAAUCGCAUCGAGCGGCCGUUCGCUGGCGUCAUUGCCGGACUCUCGGUGAACAAGUUGCGCAUCUUGGAUUUGGCCGUUGAGCGCGAUCCACAUAUCACCAUUCGAGGAGACGUUCAAUUGGUAACUGGAGUAUUAGAUAGAAAUGAUCUGCAGAGAAUGCAGCAGACGCCGGCCAGCGGCUAUCCGGGCACCAUUGACGAUCUAAUAUUCUCGGGUGCCGGGUCCGGGUGUCGCGGCGACGACGAGGACGAGUGCACGCCACCCUUUGAGUCGGGCAGCGGCGAUGACCUCAUCACGCCCGUGUAUGUGCCACCCACCAAGCAGACAACCACCUCACAGCAGGGCGGCAAUCCGAGCAGCGGCAAUAAUGGCAAUGGGAGUGGCAGUGGCGGCAGCAACAACAACGGCACGGAACGGGCCUGCGAUGACGAGGACUGCGUGCACGGCUCUGGGGAUUACGGGGAGACCACGGAACAAUUCACGUCGACCAGCACGGCCAGAGGCGCAGAGUCCAACAAUGAGAUGGUUACAGCCACCACCACGGGACGCAGCGAUGUGACCACGGAGCAGCAGCAGCAGCAGCACGGCUCCAGCAGUGGCAGCACGCCCACCUACAUAACCACCCAAUCGAGUGGCGGAAGCAGCAGCAGCAGUAGCAGCAGCGGCAGCGGCAGCGGGGGAAGCAGCAGCAGUGCUCCGAGCCAGACGAGCACCACCAGCAGCGUGGGAUCCACCUCCUCGACGCAACGCGCCACAAGCAGCAGCACGAGCAGCAGCACCAGCACAACCAUCACGACAACGACGACAACCACGACGCAGGCCACGGCACCACCGGAGAUUAGGAGCACCGUCACGGAGCGAGAGACAACGCCCUUCGAUAUCUACAUUGCCGGCGGUGGCAUGGGUGGGGCUGGCAGGAACGAUCACGAUCGCAUGCAGCUGCCGGACGAGCAUCACCCGUUGCCACCGCUUCCGCCACCAUUGCCACCGCAGGAUCCUCCACCGUACGGACCCUAUGGCGGCACCACGUAUAAUACGAAUGUGAACAACUACCGGCCCAAGGCCAAGGGCGGCCGCAUCAACUCGAUCGAGGAGGAGCGCACGGCCAUGAUCAUCGGCAUUGUGGCCGGCAUACUCAUAGCCGUCGUUCUGGUCAUUCUCCUGGUGCUGUGGCUCAAGUCGAACGGGGAUCGCGGCUACAAGACGGAGAGCGAGAAGGCAGCCGCCUACGGAUCGCACAACCCGAACGCGGCGCUGCUGGGCAACACCAGCACCAAUGGAUCCUACCACCAACAGCGCCAGCACCAUCAGGGCGGAGCCGUAGGCCAGCAGCAGCUCCAUGGCCAGCAGCAAAUGCACAAUGGACACCAAGGCAACGGCAAUGGUGGCGGCGGGGGCGGAGGAGGAGGCGGUGGCGGCAUGAUGUCCAGCGGCAGCGGAUCUCUGGGCUACGGCAGCGAUGGCAGGCCACAGAUGGCUGGUCCCGUCCAGCCAAAGGCCAAAAAGCGCGACUCCAAGGACGUCAAGGAGUGGUAUGUGUAAGGUAAAAGAAAACAGGAAAAACGAAAGAGGAAAGAGGAGCUAGGAAUUAUCGUCAAAUUAGCAAUAAAAUGCAAUUAGUGCAAAGCGAGCCGAAAGUGAAAGUCCCCCCUAAGAAAAUAUACCAUACCCCACAUGUGUACCCAUAGAUGCAUACAACCAACCACAUAUACCUAUAUAUAUAUAUAUAUACACACACAUAUAUAAAUAUAAAUAUGUAUUUAUUUAGCAGCCUCAUAACGUUAAUUAAAUGCAGACUCAGUCAGAGGAGGAAGGUGGAGUGUGACAGGAGUGUACAAAUGAAUGGAAGGAUAAUAAGAGAUAGAUUCGGGUGGGUUAGGUCGGUUUUGUUGGCAAUAAUAAUACAUAAUGUUAGCAAGCAGAUAUACGAACAAUUAAGACGGCAGAUGGACAGAUACUUAAUACCAAACACAAGUCAACUUUAAAUUAUGCCUAAGAAAUUAUAGCUUCAAACUCAAGACUUGCUAAAAAGAUAUACAGCCACAGAGCCACAACCAUCAGCCAGCGUAUAAGCAUAUAUACCACACUAUAUAUAUAUAUAUAUUAUAUAUAUCACUACGUUAUGAUAAAUUAUGCCACUAGCCAAUCAAGUAAUUGUGUAAAAUAUUUCGCCACAAAAAGUACGCUACAAAACGUGUCAAGCAAACAAUUCAACUGCAACAAAUCUACUAGAAAAGCCACUAAACUAAACACUAAAAACAAUUUAGAAGAAAUUCAAUAUACAUAUGUAAAAGUAAUUACAAAAAUAUAUUUAUAUACAUACAAUACAAAUACAAUACAUACGUAUAGAGUACUUUAAUUAAAUGCAUUAAAUAAUGAGAUUCUGUAUGGGUUAUUUUCCUUUGCCUAGGGGCAGCGUGUAAAGUUACAAAAUGUGGUGCUGUAGAUGUGUUCCUCCCCUCCAGGAUCGGUUUGGUUCGCUUCGGUUCGGAUUGGAAUGGAGCGGGGGGAAUACAUUUACAAUAAUGAUAACGAUGAAUGCAAGAAUUUAAGCUACAGAUUGUUUGUUGAAUUGAAACCGGCUUUAAUUAGUUAAAUUGUAAAUGUGAAUCGAAUUCGAUUAACAAAAUGUUGAAAAUGCAAACAAGGAGAUUAGUAAUAAUAACAAAAAACAAAAAUGUGAAUCGAAAUCAAAAUCGAUUCACCAAAUGUGAAAAUGCAAAAUAUGGAGAUUAGUAUUAAUCGUAUUAGUAAUCGUACACAACAGUACAGUACACAACAAAUACACGAAUACUUAUACCCAGUAGAAACACUCGAUUUUGGUUGAUGCGUGCGGCGACUUUUUCGUUUUGCGUGCAGCAUUCGCGACUCGAUGCGACUUUGAGUUAGUCCCAACCAUUCCCAGACCCACAAAUAUAUACUUUUUAAUGUGUAUAUGUAUUUGAGACUAUAUAUUGCCAGCGACUUGUGUGCAAUAUGAACUCAGACAUAUCAAGUGACAAGACACCAGAACACAACACUUUCUAUUUCUAACACACUUACGACACACUCUAUGACACACACUUUGACACUGAAGCGAACCUACCUAGCUUUUUUACAACAACUGCUAUCAGAUGUGAGCGAAAGACAUUACUUUACUGAACAAAAACGAACAAGCAAACAAACAAACAAACAAUGAAACCGGAAAGAACAACCCAAGCAACAAUUUUACAGUAUUAAAAGCAGCUUUAAGCGUAUUUUUCGAGGCGGCAUACGUGACGUAUACACAAUCAGCAACAGCAGCAGCAGCCAGCACACAGACAUGCUUACACCCACACAGUUACUCUCACGGACAUACACACACACACACACACACAGACACAAGACAGUUAGGAGCGAAACUUCGUUUUUUGUUUUUAUUUUUAUUGUUUAUUGGUAACUGUAUCAUGUAUACCAUAGCAUACAUAUAUACUAUACUCGUAAUCACAUAUGUAUAUCGUUUUGAUGCUCUAUAUUAAACACUUAUUGCCACGAUAUUUAAGUAUGUAUACCAGUUAGUGUAUCAUUUUGGACUCUAUAUACAAGACAACCUAUAUACACUUACUUAUACACGCACACUAACACUCACACACACACUAUCAUUCACUCACUAGCGAAAUUACAUGGACAUUCAUAUAUUUCUCUCAAAAAUCUUAAUGUAAAGAAAAAAUUACUUAUACACGAACAAAUAUAUACACACACACUUAUAUA
Drosophila obscura is the source of this 7716-nucleotide messenger RNA. Its product is annotated as neurexin-1. The transcript is spliced from 14 exons. NCBI's taxonomy places the organism in Eukaryota, Metazoa, Arthropoda, Insecta, Diptera, Drosophilidae. Bases 1 to 5529 code for a protein of 1842 amino acids. The record is from RefSeq and is a predicted model, not a curated record.